Messenger RNA from Symbiodinium pilosum, 269 nucleotides. NCBI's taxonomy places the organism in Eukaryota, Dinophyceae, Suessiales, Symbiodiniaceae. The record is from the annotation of a GenBank genome assembly.
GAGACUGGUGCUCCAGCAGCAGAGGUUGCGGCUGCUCUUGCGCAGGCUGGGCAUUGGCGUCUGGUGCAACAGGGCACUCUGGCCGCACUGCAAGCCUUAGGGGAUCGCCUCGUGGAUUCCCUGCUGGCAGGAGUUCUCCCUGGACAGGCCCCCCGGACAGUGGAUUCCUUGCCUGUGGCUACCUACUGGGCUGCGCCGAGCGUCCUGGAGACAAACGCUUCGCAGAGCAGGACUGGGAUUGCUUCGCUGGCGCUCGACUCUCUGGGCAC